UGGGGUACCCAGGCCAGAUGCGAGAAGAUGAGGGCAGAGGAUGGGCCCCGAACCUUGGUAGCAUUUGUUAUUUGCUCAUGAUGUGCCCAUCUUAACCAAACCACCUCAUUCUUCAUUCAUGUUUCUCCUGGCGCCUCGUUUCUCUGCCCUUGUUUGCAGCCCAAAUUUCGGUCUGUAUUCACUAGCAGUUUUUCUCCUCUUAACCCACUCCAGUCGGGCCUGGACCCCACUCUUCCACUGAAAUAGCGCCUUGUCAAAGCCACCAGUCAUCUCUAGGUCGCCAAAUUCAGUGUUUAGUUCUCAGACCUGUAGCAGUAUUUGAUGUAGUUGAUCUCUUUUUGCUAUGGAAUAUGCCGAAGUGUGACAAAACUUGGAAGAGUAUAGAUUUUAUAGUUUGCAAGCUUGCAGUGGCAGCUUGACUACUUGUAUUCCCUGAGUUACCUAGCAUAACUUCACCCAACUGAACUGCACCUUCCCCAGCUGUGAAGAAGAUGGGCUUGUAGCAGUGAUGUAGACUUAAAUGAGAGUCACCUGUGUAAGCUUCAGUACCAAAGUCUGGAUGAGGCCCUCCCUGGCUUGGUAUUUGACCUACUCCUCCUCCAGACCACGCGCCCCUCUAUACCAUGGCCCUUGUGUCUGCUGAUUCCCGAAUUGCAGAACUGCUCACAGAGCUCCAUCAGCUCAUCAAGCAAACCCAGGAAGAGCGUUCGAGGAGUGAACACAACUUAGUGAACAUCCAGAAGACCCACGAGCGGAUGCAGACCGAGAACAAGAUCUCUCCCUAUUACCGGACAAAGCUGCGUGGCCUCUAUACCACUGCCAAAGCCGAUGCAGAGGCUGAGUGCAAAAUAAAAGAAAAGGAGAAAAGGAAGUCCGUGCUUUAUGCUUCACGCAGACCUCUUCUCUCCCUUCUCCCCACCCUCAGCAUCCUUCGGAAAGCCCUAGAUAAGAUUGCAGAAAUCAAGUCUCUAUUGGAAGAGAGGCGGAUUGCGGCCAAGAUCGCAGGCCUGUACAAUGACUCGGAGCCGCCUCGGAAGACCAUGCGCAGGGGGGUGCUCAUGACCCUGCUGCAGCAGUCAGCCAUGACCCUGCCCCUGUGGAUCGGGAAGCCUGGUGACAAACCCCCGCCCCUCUGCGGGGCCAUUCCAGCUUCUGGGGACUACGUGGCCAAACCUGGAGACAAGGUGGCCGCCCGGGUGAAGGCUGUGGACGGGGAUGAGCAGUGGAUCCUGGCCGAGGUGGUCAGUUACAGCCACGCCACCAACAAGUACGAGGUAGACGACAUUGACGAAGAAGGCAAAGAGAGACACACCCUGAGCCGCCGGCGGAUCAUCCCACUGCCCCAGUGGAAGGCCAACCCGGAGACGGACCCCGAAGCUUUAUUCCAGAAGGAGCAGCUUGUGCUGGCCCUGUAUCCCCAGACCACCUGCUUCUACCGUGCCCUGAUCCACACGCCCCCACAGCGGCCCCAGGAUGACUAUUCUGUCCUGUUUGAAGACACCUCCUAUGCAGACGGUUACUCCCCUCCCCUCAAUGUAGCCCAGCGGUACGUGGUGGCUUGUAAGGAGCCCAAGAAAAAGUGAAGUGGCCUAGCAGACUCGCAAUCAGCUGACACCCUCUACAGGGGAACGCACAAGAUUUUGUGAUCAAAUAAAUAUUCUUCCUCCUUG
Molecule: messenger RNA, 1670 nt
Organism: Odocoileus virginianus texanus
Lineage: Eukaryota; Metazoa; Chordata; Mammalia; Artiodactyla; Cervidae
Source: RefSeq, a predicted model, not a curated record